Molecule: messenger RNA, 2175 nt
Organism: Globicephala melas (long-finned pilot whale)
Lineage: Eukaryota; Metazoa; Chordata; Mammalia; Artiodactyla; Delphinidae
Source: RefSeq, a predicted model, not a curated record
GCAAACCACAUUGCAGCCACGGGUGGGGGAGGGGGCGGUCUGGGCCCCGGAGGAGUCCCUGCUGCAGCCUGGAAGGCAGGGACGCUGCGCAGAGAAACAUGCGAAGGACAGUAAAGUAGUGAUAAUUCAAUGAGGCCCCGGGCGCUGAAGUGGAGCUAGGAAAUAUAUUAAUUUAAGUGCCUACUAUGCAAGGGGCAGUCCUUCAGAGGCCUGGAGGCCACUGGGAUGGAUCCUGGCAGUUGUUCCCUGCCUAGAAUCAAGUCCAGGUCUCCCUUGGAAGGGAGGCCUGGGCAGCAGAGUGAAUAUUCUGUCCUUGAAACUGUACAGCUGGGAGGUAGAAAGGGCACUCCCAUUGUAGAGAGGGGCAAACUGAGUCACAGGGUGCGUUUGCUCACUCCCUUAGAUCGCAGGCUCCCUUGGAGGUGGGAAAUCAGGCUUAGCUCUGCAUCUGCAGCACCCAGGGUGUAAAAGACUUAAAAAGUAUCCACUGGUCGGUUAUUUACUGGUAUGGCAAUAUAUGAUAGAAACAGGUUGCUAAAGGAUUAUACAUUGUAUAAUCCAAAUUUAGUAAAAUACACAGGCACAUACACAUAUUUUUUUUAAAUACUGACACUGGUAGACUACAAAAUGUUAAUAGCUGUUAUCUCUAAGUUGUAGAUUGCAGGUGUUUUUACUUUUAUUUUUUUAAAUUUUCUUUUAGUUAGUUCUGGCUGCCUUGGGUCUUCGUUGCUGCGCACAGGCUUUCUCUAGUUGCGGCGAGCGAGGGCUACUCUUUGUUGUGGUGCGAGGGCUUCUCAUUGCGGUGGCUUCUCUUGUUGGGGAGCACGGGCACUCGGGGGCUUCAGUAGUUGUGGUGUAUGGGCUUAGUUGCUCCGCGGCAUGUGGGCUCUUCCGGGACCAUUGCUCGAACCCGUGUCCCCUGCAUUGGCAGGCGGAUUCUUAACCACUGCGCCACCAGGGAAGCCCUCUCAGCUUCUUUUUAGUAACCUUUCUCCCUUCAGCAUGAAGUCUCAUUUUCCCUAAUUCCUGAGUACUGAAUUCUCGUGGUCUGGGGAGGAGACCCCAAAGCCUGUAUCCUUCCCUUUGCUUGCUGACUCCCACGCUUGUCCCUCAGGUCCGUUUUCCUGCUUUGCGUUUAUCAUAAUUAACAAUCACAUGCGACCCGUGAGACAUGAGUAGAAGCAGCAUACGUGGUAGCUGUCUUCGAGGGGCGGCAAGGAAAAAGGAUUAGCCAUGUCGUCUUUGAUCAGAAAGGUGAUCAGCACCGCGAAAGCCCCAGCGGCCAUUGGUCCCUACAGUCAGGCUGUGUUAGUCGACAGGACCAUUUACAUUUCAGGACAGCUAGGCAUGGAUCCUGCAAGUGGAGAGCUUGUGCCAGGAGGGGUGGCAGAAGAGGCUAAACAAGCUCUUACAAACGUGGGUGAAAUUCUGAAAGCAGCAGGCUGUGACUUGAUGAAUGCGGUAAAAACAACUGUUUUGUUGGCUGACAUAAACGACUUCAAUACUGUCAAUGACAUCUACAAGCAAUAUUUCCAGAGUAGCUUUCCUGCAAGAGCUGCUUACCAGGUUGCUGCUUUGCCCAAAGGAGGCCGUGUUGAGAUUGAAGCAGUAGCUGUCCAAGGACCUCUAGUGACAGCAUCGCUCUAAGUGGGCCCAGUGUUAUUCAGUCUGGAAUUUUAAUAAUGUUUUAAAAUUAACAUCUUAAUUUUUACAGUAUUUGUUGGAAAGUGUACAGUUGACUGAAAUAUCUGAAGUUAUUAUGGAAAUACCAUAUAAUAAGGGGAAUUGAACAUGAGUUGAAGAUUAAUGAUGAAUCUAGUUACUGAUGUUAUAAAUUACACUUCUAUAACACUCAUAUUACUGGAUGUGGGAAAAGAGACACACAUUACAUAGUUACUCAGAAAAACAAAAGUAAAGGGAAAUAGCAUGUAGGAAAGAUGAGUUACUAUUCCUGAGAAAUAAUAAAGAGCACACCUAAUUCAAUUAGACUCUAUUAAUUUAAUGAUGUGAACUAUUUAGUUCUCAUGUCAGAUACAUGAUUCUGCUUUUACUUGAGUAAAAUUAAAGCAUUUAAGUUUGAACGGUAGAGGUAAAGGAGAAGAAACUGGACCAAAUUUUAUAUAGAUAAUAUUUUUCUAAUGGAACUAAAAUAGCAUGCAGAUUAAAAAAAAAACA